AUGGGCAAUUAUCUUGCACGCAAGACUUGCUCUCCAGCUCUGGAUGAAGAUUCAGAGACUUGCAUCAGCAUGGAACAACCACAUUUGUCAGAGAAUCGUGGUUUAGUUUCAUCAAACAAACGAAAAAUGGUUUCAGACCAUGAAGCUCCCACUAAAAGGUUGAAGGUUUCUGAAGAAGAAAAACUCUCUGAAACCAACCCUAACAUCAUACAAACAGAGAAAUUCUCAAUUUCCUUUGACGGCGAGGGAUCUGAAAAUCCAGAAAAGGGAUCCAGAUGUUUGGUUACUGAGAAUGGAUCGACGUCUGCCAAAAGCAGAAACGUUUUUGAUCGCAAGUCUCUCACAGAAACGUCUAGGAUCUCAGAUGAAGGCUGUUUAUCCACAGACAUGCAGGCUCCAGUAAAAAGGGCCUCAAAGAGGUUAAUCGGCCUGGAUGGUGAGGGAUGUGGAAGUCCAGCAAAGAGACUCAGACUGUUAGCUUCUGAAAGUCCCUCGCCUUCAGCUAAAGAGCUAUUUGACGCAAAAUACGAGCAACAAAACCAACUCGGAAAGGGUGGCUGUGGAUCUGUUUAUGGUGGCUACCGCAGGGCAGACAAUUUGCCAGUGGCAGUCAAAUACAUACCGAAGGAAAAUGUCGUCUGGACCGAUACGAACGAGAAUGGCCAGCAGCUCUCUGUUGAGGUAGCCGUCAUGCUAAAACUUCAGAAAGAGGAAACCAGUUCGGUGGGGAAGUCAGCUCCAGUUUCCCUCCUGGACUGGUACGACUUAAACGAAGAACAGAUUCUGGUGUUGGAGAGACCAGUGCCUGCAGUGGACCUGUCACAGUUUAUCGAAAAUAACAAAGGGCCUCUACAGGAGAACCAGGCUAAAACUAUUGUAAAACAGCUGGUUGACGCUGUCAAACAUCUGGAGGACACCAACAUCUUCCACAGAGACAUCAAACCUCAAAAUAUUCUGAUUGAAACAGGAUCAGAAAUCCCUCAACUGCGAGUGAUUGACUUUGGACUGAGUUGUUUUACCGACAGAGAGUAUGAAGACGGCUGGUUCUACGGCACAGAGAAGCACGCCCCUCCUGAGUAUAUUUCUAAAAGCAUUUACGAGGCAGGACCAGCAACCGUGUGGCAGGUGGGGGUUGUUCUCUAUGAAAUGCUCCACGAAAGUUUGUUUGACUCUACAAAAUUUCUCAAAAAUGAACUCAAAAUCAGGACGGAUCUCUCUCCAGACUGUAAGAGACUCCUAAAGAGCUGCUUCACGAGAACCCCAUGGCGACGUCCCACCUUAAAGCAGCUCCAAAGUCACCCUUGGCUUUUAUAA
Molecule: messenger RNA, 1314 nt
Organism: Nothobranchius furzeri (turquoise killifish)
Lineage: Eukaryota; Metazoa; Chordata; Actinopteri; Cyprinodontiformes; Nothobranchiidae
Source: RefSeq, a predicted model, not a curated record